Molecule: messenger RNA, 162 nt
Organism: Dracunculus medinensis (Guinea worm)
Lineage: Eukaryota; Metazoa; Nematoda; Chromadorea; Rhabditida; Dracunculidae
Source: the annotation of a GenBank genome assembly
AUGAUACAAUAUUCAAAUUUAGCAACAACGGGAGCAGCGGGAUCGUCGUCGUGCACGGACAUUCGAGCUAACUGCGCGCAAAUGUCAUCUUAUUGCAAUGUGCCGCCAUAUUCGACCGUUAUGAGCCAACAAUGCAGAAGAACUUGCCGCUUAUGCACGUAA